AUGGCAACUGACAUCGAGAUAUUCGAGGUGUCCAGUGACUCACGGAAGGACCUGAUUCGAUGGCUGGCUCCAUAUAUGCCUACAUGUAUCGCCCUUUAUCGGCGCGUACAAUUUGGACACUUCAAAUCAGGCUCUCGCUUGUUCAGCUCUAUCGACUUUGACAGCCCUGCUCAUGGAACAAACGCCAGCCGUCCCUGGAUAGCCGCAUUUGUCGAUCGCACAUGUAGACCAGAGACUGAGGUCUGGCUGGCCGCCAGUUGGGAACACGACACGCCGGCGGACGACUCAUGGCUCCCGCAUGCCAACGAGCUCGUCAAAUCUACGAUCAAAAAGAUCAAAAAGGUCGGAAUCGAUCCCUCGGAGGCUGGUACUAUCAUCAAUUCGGACGAAGCCACAGGCACCUCAUCAACUAUCAAUGACAGUGCAGGUGUUAACAGAGAUCAUUAUCUACGGCACAUGCAGAACGAACAAGUUGUCCUGUUUGGGUCUGUACACAGCUCCACGCUCAAGAUACUGAACAGACUCGGCUUCGUUGACCCAAGUUCUGCCGAGGUGUCGAAUAUACCAUAUAGGAAGUACCUCUUCGAUCUCAGAGACAAGUAA
Messenger RNA from Aureobasidium vineae, 603 nucleotides. The record is from the annotation of a GenBank genome assembly. Lineage: Eukaryota; Fungi; Ascomycota; Dothideomycetes; Dothideales; Saccotheciaceae.